This is a messenger RNA of Symbiodinium pilosum, 1329 nucleotides long. Lineage: Eukaryota; Dinophyceae; Suessiales; Symbiodiniaceae. The record is from the annotation of a GenBank genome assembly.
AUGGCUGGCUCAGAGAUGUUGAAGGCCUCGCGCAAGCGAAAGGCGGAUGAGGAGCCACCUGAGCUGCAGACUCGGACGUACACCGUGCAGAGAGUGUUGGGCAAAGGAUCCUUCGGCGUGGUGUACCAGGCGCAAGUCCUCGAAACUGGUGAAACAGUAGCAAUCAAGUCCAUCAAAAUGCAGGACAAGGACAGAGAGGUUCAGAUUUUAAAGGAGCUGGAUGGCCACCCGAACAUUGUUACGUUGCACGGCGCUUUCCUAAGCGACGAGGUCGCAGCAUCCAAUGGUCAGAGUGCCACAAGGCUAAACCUGGUGUUGGAGUACCUUUCCGAUACGCUGCAUCGCGUGAUAAAGCACUACAACCAGACUGGCAAGAAAAUGGAUGCUUUCUACGUCAAGCUGUACCAAUUCCAGCUUAUGCGAGGCCUUGCCUUUGUUCACGGCCGUGGAAUCGCCCACUGCGACCUGAAGCCGCAAAACUUGCUGCUGGAUGGCAAGUCCCAGACCUUGAAGAUCUGCGACUUUGGCACUGCCAAGCGCAUGAUUUACGGAGAGCAGCAGCGACCCUACAUGGUCUCACGCUAUUACCGUGCUCCCGAACUGAUCUUGGGAGCCACCAGCUUCACAACAGCUGUGGAUCUCUGGUCUGCCGGCUGUGUCUUCGCAGAACUGAUAUUGGGCCAGCCAUUGUUCACUGGCAAAGAUGGCAUCGAUCAAUUGGUGCAGAUAAUCAAGGUUCUAGGCACUCCGUCCACGCAGCAGCUACGGGCCAUGAAUCCCAACUAUCCUGAGUACGAGUUCACACCUUCGGUGGCGCCGCAUUCGUGGGAGAAGGUGCUGCGUGGCUGGGCGCCAGUGCAUGCUUGCGAUUUGGUAGCAUUGAUGCUCACGUAUGACCCAGUCAGGGCCUCUGCAACGGUUUUGUUGUUUGGAGUCUGUCUUGGCAUUGAAGCAAGGCUGCUCGAUCUCCGUACCGCCAGCAGUUUGACAUCUUCCAGCUUUGCAAGUGCUGUGCACUUCUGUGGUACAUUCCAUGGUUCAUGCAAACAUAUGCAAACCUUGUUUCAUUGGGCUAGUGUAUUUGCAGCCCACCGCCAGUCCACUGCACCUUCUGCUGCAUCCAUUCUUUUCCGAGCUUCCUGGUGGCACUGUUGUCAAAAAUGCCACAUCUCCCAUCAUGAGUUGAGUGCAAGAAGCGCUUGUUGUUCUUGCACCUGCCACUUGCUGAGGCUCAGAUCAGCAGAAAAAAAGGAGUGGCUUAGCUGCGCCGAUAAAGGCAUCUUUUGUAGUGAUAGGUUCGUAUGUGUGUGUGUGCAUGCGAUGACAUGA